Messenger RNA from Saccharomyces paradoxus, 987 nucleotides. RefSeq names its product Fe-S cluster-binding ATPase (gene NBP35). Gene Ontology annotation, biological process: iron-sulfur cluster assembly. Lineage: Eukaryota; Fungi; Ascomycota; Saccharomycetes; Saccharomycetales; Saccharomycetaceae. Gene Ontology annotation, molecular function: ATP binding; ATP-dependent FeS chaperone activity; 4 iron, 4 sulfur cluster binding. The transcript has a single exon. The record is from RefSeq and is a predicted model, not a curated record. The coding region runs from base 1 to 987 and encodes 328 amino acids. Gene Ontology annotation, cellular component: cytosol.
AUGACUGAGAUACUACCACAUGUAAACGACGAAGUGCUGCCAACAGAGUAUGAACUUAACCAGCCGGAGCCAGAACAUUGUCCUGGUCCAGAAUCAGACAUGGCAGGUAAAUCCGAUGCUUGUGGUGGCUGCGCCAAUAAAGAAAUAUGUGAAAGUCUUCCGAAGGGUCCUGAUCCGGAUAUCCCAUUAAUCACAGAUAAUUUGUCAGGAAUAGAACAUAAAAUAUUGGUUUUAUCAGGCAAAGGUGGUGUAGGCAAGUCAACCUUUGCCGCAAUGUUAAGUUGGGCACUCUCAGCUGACGAAGAUUUACAAGUGGGUGCCAUGGACCUAGAUAUAUGUGGGCCUUCCUUGCCACAUAUGUUAGGCUGCAUUAACGAAACCGUCCAUGAAUCGAACUCCGGUUGGACACCCGUCUAUGUGGCCGAUAACCUAGCCACCAUGUCUAUUCAAUAUAUGCUCCCAGAAGAUGAUUCCGCCAUUAUAUGGAGGGGUUCAAAAAAGAAUUUGUUGAUAAAGAAGUUUUUAAAGGAUGUUGAUUGGGAUAGACUCGAUUACUUGGUGAUUGACACGCCGCCUGGGACAUCUGAUGAGCAUAUUUCAAUAAACAAGUAUAUGAAAGAAUCGGGCAUAGAUGGUGCCCUUGUGGUCACUACACCGCAGGAAGUAGCUUUAUUGGAUGUACGCAAGGAGAUAGAUUUCUGUAAGAAGGCUGGUAUCAAUAUCCUUGGACUAGUGGAAAAUAUGAGUGGGUUUGUAUGUCCAAACUGUAAGGGGGAGUCCCAAAUAUUCAAAGCUACUACAGGUGGAGGUGAAGCGCUUUGUAAGGAAUUGGGGAUCAAAUUUUUGGGGUCUGUUCCCUUAGAUCCGAGGAUUGGCAAGAGUUGCGACAUGGGUGAAAGCUUUUUGGAUAACUAUCCUGACAGUCCAGCUUCGACUGCUGUACUCAACGUCGUGGAAGCUCUCCGAGAUGCAGUCGGAGAUGUAUAA